Messenger RNA from Polistes canadensis, 2152 nucleotides. It is a transcript of the gene CrebB, whose product is annotated as cyclic AMP-responsive element-binding protein 1. Bases 708 to 1625 code for a protein of 305 amino acids. The transcript is spliced from 8 exons. Gene Ontology annotation, biological process: regulation of transcription by RNA polymerase II. NCBI's taxonomy places the organism in Eukaryota, Metazoa, Arthropoda, Insecta, Hymenoptera, Vespidae. Gene Ontology annotation, cellular component: nucleus; transcription regulator complex. The record is from RefSeq and is a predicted model, not a curated record. Gene Ontology annotation, molecular function: RNA polymerase II cis-regulatory region sequence-specific DNA binding; protein binding; DNA-binding transcription factor activity, RNA polymerase II-specific.
CUUUAUAUAUUAAUGUUAUUCAAUUUUCUUUAAUAUUGUUUAACGCAUUCAAAUUGCAUUUGAUUAAAAGAACUUGAAAGUGUUUCGAAUAUGCGAUAAUACGUGAUAAUUGUAAAGGUUGUUCAGUCAAUGAGAAAAUCUAUUAAACGAUUCUAAUAAUUGUAUCAUUUGCGCCAAUCAAAAAAACAUUAAUUCUAAACAAUUUUGUAACGUAAGAAAUGUACGAGUUUGUAAAAAAUAAAAAACAGUAAAAACUUAAGAAGAAAGUAAAGAAAAAAAAUGUAAAAUGCUGAAGAAAAAAAGAAAGAGUGUCGUAGGCGCAAAGUGAAAUAAGGCACAAGCUGAAAGAAGCAAAAAAAUAAGUAGCAAGUGAGUAGAAGAUUGAUAAAAAAGUGUAAAAUUGUCUGCCGCGCCUCUCGGUGCUUUUAUAAAGAGACGGCGAUAGAAGCAUUGGCGGGGGUAGUAGCGGUAGCGGCGGGGGUAGCGGCGGCGGCUAGGCAGUGCUACUGAUAGUGGGGGAGGUGGGGAGAUCGACGGCGAGGGACGUGGAUGGUCGCCAUUUUGAUGGUGACGCGCAGCUCGGGUUCCACCAGUGACGAAGCCACUGGAGUUUUGACGUGGCUGCUACGUACCUGCUCGCUUGCCCACUCCGAUUGCAGCAAAGUUGGUGACGAGAAAUACGUAACUGGGCUCCUUGUACCCAGGCUAUGGAAAGUAUGGUCGAGGAAAAUGGAUCGGCCGUUGACCCAUUAUCACAGGGUUCCCAAAGUGGUGAUGCUGCUCCAGCAAUUGCAACAUCGGUACAGUCUCUCAAUAGAACGCCUCAACAGCAAACUCAUCAUCUGGUAGCUUCUACCAGCAUUGUGCAACUGACACUACCUUCAUCGGGAGCAACACAGGUUCAAUCAGUUAUACAACCCAAUCAGCAAUCCGUAAUUCAGACAGCAACAAACAUUCAACCUGUUGCUCUUUCCAAAGGAAAUGUUAUUCUUGUUAGCAAACCAAAUUCAGUCAUACAAACUGCUCAAGGCAGUUUACAAACGCUGCAGGUUGUCGAAACUGGGAGUGAUGAUAGUUUUACUGAUGAAGAAUCUCCUAAAACAAGAAGUAAUAUUCUUACCAGACGUCCAUCGUACAGAAAAAUUCUUAAUGAUCUAGGUGGUGGAGAAAUUACUGACGGUCGUUUACCCCCCAUAGAAUCUUCUUCAGAGUGUGAUUCUAAUGUGGACAGUGAAGUAUCUUCGCACUCUCUUCAUUAUCAGACAGUAAUACCUGCUGGCGCGAUUCAAAUUGCAACACAAGGGGAAGGCGUACCAGGGCUUCAUACGUUAACUAUGAGUAAUGCAGCAACGGCGGGUGGAACUAUAGUAGAAUAUACACAGACCCAAGAUGCACAAUAUUUUGUCCCAGCUUAUUCAGGACAUGGUGUAGUUGUUGAAGAUGCAGCUAGAAAAAGGGAAUUGAGGUUGCUGAAGAACAGGCAAGCGGCAAGAGAAUGUAGAAGAAAGAAAAAGGAAUAUAUUAAGUGCUUAGAAAAUCGUGUAGCAGUUUUAGAAAGCAGAAAUCAGACUUUAAUCGACGAACUGAAGUCUUUGAAGGAACUUUAUCAACAAAAAACUGACUGAGGUUGGUGUUCAAUAUUGAAACACUAUAUCAAAAUUAUUAAUUGAUUAUGGAAUCUGUACAUGUUUUGUUUGUGUACAUUAUCCUAAGACAUUGUUAGGUAAACGGUGGUGAUGUAAAUGCAUUCUUAUAGAUAAGCGUUCUGUAACAUACUAUAUUUAAGUGUGAAUACAAAGGCUUGUGAGACUUGCUAUUACUAAAGCGAGAAGCCAAAGGUAUAUGAAAUGUGGAAGUAGGGAAUGUAUAGGCAGAUAUUUGGGAGAUCAUCAUAUAUAUUUUGGAUAAAGAUGAUUAUUAAAUUCACACCAAUGUUCAUGCAUGGAGGAGAUUAAAAAAAGUGUUAAUGUUCAAAAUGUACAAUCCUUACAAAGACAGUAUGAUCAUGGUAUUUUGACAUAAAUGAUAUAUUACUGUAGCAUCACUGCGAUCUUCCAUAUUUGUACAUUAUAAAAUAGAUGAUCGCAAGAUAUUGCAGAGAAUAAUAUGAUGAUUUUAUAAAUAGACAAUUUGUGAUGAAUUUAGUCACUUA